This is a messenger RNA of Lates calcarifer (barramundi perch), 1611 nucleotides long. RefSeq names its product BCL2 like 10 (gene bcl2l10). The transcript is spliced from 3 exons. The coding region runs from base 144 to 719 and encodes 191 amino acids. Gene Ontology annotation, biological process: extrinsic apoptotic signaling pathway in absence of ligand; intrinsic apoptotic signaling pathway in response to DNA damage; regulation of apoptotic process. Gene Ontology annotation, cellular component: mitochondrial outer membrane. NCBI's taxonomy places the organism in Eukaryota, Metazoa, Chordata, Actinopteri, Centropomidae. The record is from RefSeq and is a predicted model, not a curated record. Gene Ontology annotation, molecular function: protein heterodimerization activity; protein homodimerization activity.
UGCGGUUAUAAGUACAGGCGGAGGCGGAGUCUGGUGAUAAACGUGCGGCUAGCAGCUGAAGGGAAACUGACUGUGAGUGCGCCGAGGUUCUCCUUCCGCCCGUCCGUACGUGCAGAGAGCAGUCUGAUAUCGCUGGGAGGAAAAUGUCAUGCGGGCUGUGGAAAGAGACCCUGGUUCUGGCAGAGGACUACCUGUGCCUUUGCUGCACAAGCCCAGGGCCAGCCCCUCCACCUCCCAGCGAGUCAGCCGCUGCCAUGAGACGCAUUGCCCAGGACAUGGAGACACAGCACCAGGCUCGUUUCCACUCCCUUGCUCAGACCCUGCUGAGGCAGUGCGGGCCGGACCCCUGCUCUAGCCUCAGGAAGGUGAUGGAGGAGCUGGUGGGAGACGGACGCUUGAACUGGGGGAGGGUUGUUUCCCUUUUCACCUUUACUGGGGUGCUGGCCAGACAGCUGCAGGAGCAGAGGCUGGGGCUGGACCCCAGGCAGGGGCAGGAACUGGGACAGGAGCCCGGAAACUGCAGGGAACUGGCGGAGACCAUAGCUGAUUACCUUGGAGAGGAGAAGAAAGACUGGCUGCUGGAGAAUGAUGGAUGGGAGGGGUUCUGUAAGUUCUCUCAUGCCGCCAGAGAGGUGAACCACGACUCGUCGAUGAAGACGGUGCUUGUUGCCGCUGCUGGCGUGGGCCUGGCUGGACUCACCUUCCUCAUGGUGCGCUAGCUCAGACUUCUACGUCCUUAAAGCGUCCUCGUCCAUGUUCUCAUUUCAUUUGUCACAAUUAAGUAGGUGUGUGAAUUUUAACAUCAAUGCUGCAACAGGCUUAAUCUGUAGUGAAUUCAGGGUUGUGAUAUCAAGUCAUCAACAGAAUGUUUGCACAUACCCCCCACCCACACACACACACACACACACUUAUUAAUACUGACAUUUUGUCACUUGCUCCUUUUAAGAUUGUAAAAAUGAUCUCAAUGCCUUCAUACAUUUUGGAGUAAGUGACAUCAGUUUGCAUAUUUUCAAAAGGUUAAUUGCUAAAGCACAGGUUUAUACACAGAAUCUCCUUGCUCUCCCAGUUUGUGUUUUCAACUGUGCAGCUAAAAAACCUCUUUAAUUCCAAUUUUCCCACAGCUUUUGGUUGUUUUUUUUUUUUUUUUUAAAUUGUCAGCUGCCUUUCAUUCACGUGUUUACCUGAGUUGUGUAUGUGAUAUAGAACCAUUCUAGUGUACAAUGUAUAAAUUAAUAUAUUAUAUUUAUAUGAAAUGAAACUGUAAAGCAGUGGCCCUUUUCUAACUGAUCCACAGCUAAUUCAGUUAUUUCAUUGUUUUUAAGUCUGUCCUACAUUCAUGUGAAAUGUCUGAUUUACUUACAUGGUCAACGGGGCUGAUGUCAGUGCUGACGACCGCACAACGGUGCUAUGAUAUAAAUCAAUUUACCAAACCAGGGACCAAUCUGAAUUUAAACACAUUGAUAUUAGAACAAGCAGUUGCAUUUCCCCUCACAGAUCUCUUAAACAUUAUAUUUUUACAUUGUUUUGUUCUAUUUAUUUGUCACUGUCUUUGUAAUAAAAAAAAAAAAAAGCAAUCACGGAGUUUGUGAUUCUUGUGAUUGAGUGCGGUGA